This is a messenger RNA of Pedinophyceae sp. YPF-701, 1845 nucleotides long. The record is from the annotation of a GenBank genome assembly. Lineage: Eukaryota; Viridiplantae; Chlorophyta; Pedinophyceae.
AUGGGAACGGCGGCGUCGAGGUCGACGACGCAGGGCGCGGACAGCGCGGCGUCCGAGUCCAGGGUCAAGACAGUAAGCGGCUGGGCGCCCCCCGGGGACAGCGCGAACGACCUCCGCAGCCUUGCCGACAUCUGGACCUUCGACGUGUCCGCCGGGCGGGAACAGAAGCCCGCGGGGCGCCGCGGACCGCGCGCGCGGAGCAAGGACCAGGAGCCUGCUGCCCCCCGGCUCCUCUUCGGGUGCCUCAUGCGGCCGGGGAUCGUCGCGGAGCCCCACGACGACGCCCUCCGCCCGAAGGACAGCGCGGCGACGCGAAACUCGCAGGUGAGCGCGGCGCUGCUGCUUCGUCGGGAGCGCGCGCACUCCUCGUUCAACCUAGGCAGCGUCUUCUGCCACUCGGGCAGCCAGGGGCACGCGCUCACGCUCCCGAUGGUCACGGACGCGUGCCCGAUGGAGAUGCGCACGUCCGAGUGGUCGCUGCACCGCUUCACCGUGCUCAAGGCGCUCAGCGUGAGCGAGCACUCGAAGGUCUACCUCACCUCGGACAUCUACAGCGGCCUCCAGGUCGCCAUCAAGGUCGUCGACUACAGCACCCUCGACGACGCCGGAAAGGUCAACCUCGAGCGCGAAAUCCGCCUCCACUCGGCGCUCAAGCACCCCAACGUUCUGGCCAUGUACGGCGCCUUCCGCGUCGACCACUUCCUGCUCAUCCUGCAGGAGGUCGCGCACAAGGACCUCUCCUCCGUCCUCGAGGGCAUGCCGCUCGACGAGUCGGUCAUCGUGCGCCGCGUCCUCUUCCCCCUCCUCCUCGCCCUCGAGUACGUCCACGGCGUCGGCAUCAUCCACCGCGACAUCAAGCUCGAGAACGUCGCCUUCUCCGCGACCGGCCAGCUCAAGCUCAUGAACUUCGGCUUCUGCAUCGACGCCGUCGGGGAGCGCCCCGUGUCCCGCCUGGGCACGCUCGAGUACAUGGCGCCGGAGCUCGUGUGGCCGGGGGACCUCGCCGAGGAGGAGCCGGAGGAGCGCGGCGCCCCCGGGUCCCACGACCGCGACAACUUCGACGAGAGUAAGGGCAACCUGCACACGCGGCAGUACCGCACGUCGGUCGACAUCUGGGCGCUGGGCGUGGUGCUGUACGAGCUUCUGGUGCGCCGCAAGCCGUUCGAGCGCGAGUCGCGCGGGGAGCUGGCGCGCGCGAUCAUGGCCGGGGAGUGCACGAUCCCGCCGUGGCUCGGCGCCCACGCGCGCGCGUUCCUGUCCGCGUGCCUCUCCGUGGAGCCCUCGCAGCGGCCGACGGCGUCGGCGCUGCUCACGUGCGGGCUCAUGUCGGCGCACCUCGAGCGCGACCACCUCGAGGUCGCCGCGCACACGAACGGCGCGCACCGCGGCCGCCGGCACUCGGUCUUCUCGGUCGUCGGCGACAGGAUGGUCGAGGUCCGCGGGCACAACAGCGUCACCACGCCGCUCUCGUCGCGGCGGCCGUCGCGGGACAGCUCGCGGCCCGUCGUCGGACGCAUCGGGUCGUCCGCGCGCAUCUCGGGCGCGCUCGGCGCGGGGUUCCCGGCGUGCGCCGCCGCGCCGGCGACAGACGGCGUCUUGGGCCCCGGGCGCGACUCGAAAGCCCACACGCGGUCGGUCAAGACCCAGAGCCUCACCGGCGAGCGCCGGCUGUCCGCGGAGGCGCAGCGGCAGACGUCCUUCAUGGACGACACGUGCGCGAGCGCGCUCAUGGCCCUCCAGGACCGCUACCUCCACACGAUCGCCUCGGCCGACGCAGCCAUGAUGCAGGCCCAGCGGGUGAUCUGGCAACAGCAGCGCGUGAUCCAGCAGCCGCAGGGGCGGUAG